Messenger RNA from Solenopsis invicta (red fire ant), 2429 nucleotides. RefSeq lists its product as uncharacterized. The record is from RefSeq and is a predicted model, not a curated record. The coding region runs from base 1314 to 1991 and encodes 225 amino acids. Gene Ontology annotation, molecular function: olfactory receptor activity; odorant binding. Gene Ontology annotation, cellular component: plasma membrane. Gene Ontology annotation, biological process: sensory perception of smell; detection of chemical stimulus involved in sensory perception of smell. The transcript is spliced from 3 exons. Lineage: Eukaryota; Metazoa; Arthropoda; Insecta; Hymenoptera; Formicidae.
ACUACGUUAUAACUUGUAAAACCUUAAUACUAACCGCUCAAGGCGUGAUCUCUAGUACUUACAGUCGACUGACACUCUUCCGUCUGUGCAAGAGCCUUCUGCUAUUGCGUAAUUUUUUUAUCACAUUUCUAUUCCCUAUUUCUUCGAGAAAUUCUCUUUAAAAUCUUGUGAAUGUAACACCUGUUGUAAAAAUUGAAGAGUGUGCGGUAACGUAUCAUUUUUUAUUUCUUUGUAUCGUUUUCCGCAUGUACAGACAGGGUUUUUAAUUUAAAUACAUUUAUAAAGAGUAAGGAGUUCAUCGACGGCGCGGCUCAUUAACAUUGCAUGUUCUUCUUUACGAAAAAAUAAGAGGGUGUGUGUUCCGUAAUAACGUCAGCCCUACUAUCCCACGAUACGACUAGCAUGAUAAUAGGCUGAGGUAAUAAAAGAGGGAAUAACUCGAUUAAAGAUUGUGUCACAAUUGCCAUGGCCAAUGCUUGUUAAUACGUAUCUCCUACAUGUAUCAUUGCAGCGAUACCACAAAUCUAUUUAAUACGGUAUAACCACUGAAGUAGCGAUCGUUGCAUGAUGACGCUGAAAAACGUGAAAAGUAAGAGAGAUUAAUUUUUUUCGAUAGGAUUGGUGAGGAUACUUAUGAAGCUUGUCGGCUUCUGGCCUGCCAAGUCAAAAACUAAGAAAGGAGGGUUAAACGGAUUCGUUGGUUGUACAAUAUCGGCGCCUAUCCUAGCUACAUGGACGCAAAUAAGCAACUUUUACUACAGUAAACACGAUUUUUUUGUAAGUUUUAAAUGUAAGUUUGUAAUAAUAAACGUCGGAAAACUACUGAUUACCGGAUAGUGUCACUUGUAGUGUAAUAACAAGCUUAACAGUUAUUUCAUAAUUUAAAAUUAUUAUAUGUAAAUGUUAUGAGUUUUUCGUACAUAGUUAAUAUAAAUUUAUUUACUUUAUGUAGUCUUAGUGUUAUUAGCUCAGAAAAAUUCUCAGAAAAUUUGAGACAAAGAAACGGCUCUCUUUGAGAUUUUUUGGUUGUAUAUUUUUUUUAAGAUAAAGUCACCUUAUUAUCCUCAACAAUAGUUUUAAGAUUUUUUUGACAUUUAAGAGCUGUAAUAAGUAAAUAAUUCAUCAAUGAAGUCUACUGCCAUUAUCAUAGUUGCAUUUUUCUGUAUUUUUUGAAAAAAAAAAUAGAAUUCUUUCCACAAUGUUAUUUUUCUGGAAAAUUAAGAACCAAGUAAGACAAUUUUCAUUAAAAGCAAAAUAUUAGUAAUAAAAUUAAAUUGAUAUUUUAGGCUAUCAUAAGCAUUGGUUGCAUUUCAAUGCCACUAGUUAUAAUUGUGAUGAAAACAUUCUUCUUCUUUUAUCAGCGAAAAGAACUAUUAAACAUGUUGAAAUAUGCAGAGGAUAAAUUUUGGUAUGCCCAGUACGAUGCGCAUGGUAGCAAGCUUAUUAAAGAGAUCAAUAAAAGGGCAUUGAUACUAACAUGGACAUUUAAGUUGGGCGUUCAAGCAACUUGUAUCAGCUAUGUUCUGAUUCCUUUAAUCGGUAUCCUGAAUCUAAAUUUACAUCUACAAGUUACGCGUAGUUGUGCCGAAGAACAAGACGAGCGUAAAUGUAGCUUAUCUGCGUCAUUCGCUGACUUUUUCUAUCGUAUUUGCAGCUUUAUUGAAAAAGGCCGGAAGUGUGACUUUCCUCAGACGACUGAACUACAUUACCCGUACAAACGCCGCUUUCGUUUAACUGUUCGUGAUCAUGCUGACGGCGAUUUAAUGGACGGGAAUCGCGCAAUCGAAGACGUGGCGUACAGUGGCAAUUGGCAGAUUUUAUCUCACAAAGGCAGGAAAGUCAGGAAAGUCAUUCUGUUCAUCAUGAUGCGAUCUGGACGUGUCUGUUCCAUAUUCGCUGGCGGUUUCUUUCCGGUAUCUCUCGAGACGUUCGUGAUGGUGGUGAGUAUCGCGGCGUCAUACUUCACCUUGCUUCACCACUUCGCGGAGUGAGCGCUCAACCAGAGAAUUUAAAAUUGUGUAAGAUAUAAAUUGAGCUAGAAACUUAGAAAUAUUUUUAGAAUAAUAAAAAGUGUCUAUUAGUUUUUAAAAAAUUGAGAAUCUCUAAUCGUUCCAUGUAAUCUUACAUAUUUUAAAUAUAUGAUGGUAUGUUUAUAUUAUACAUGAAAUAUAUACAGGGUGAUUAUUAAUGAAUGUUCCCACUUUUUGCCAUAGGAGCGCACGCAUUUGUAAUUUCUAAUAUAAUAAUAUGUUAGAAAUACGUAUCCGGUAAAUCAUGCUCCUAUGUUAAAAAGUAGGGACAUUCAUUAAUAAUCACUCUGUAUAUAUGUACUAUUUUAAUAUUCCACAGAAUAUCAAAAAUUGUUCGAGUAUACUUUUAACAAUGUUAAAAAUUAGUGCAAAUAAAAUUGACAAUUCUUCUAGUAAAAA